AUGGACAAAACCUCUCCCAUUGCUAUCGUAGGCGGCGGCGCCUGGGGCCUCUCGACGGCUCUGCACCUCGUCGAAUCUGGCCACACCAACAUCACAGUCUUUGAGCGCGAUGAGAGGAUACCGUCGCAGUAUUCUGCUGCGUAUGAUCUAAACAAGAUCAUCCGCGCAGAGUACGAGGACUCAUUCUACACCGAGCUCACAUUUGACGCCAUCAAAGGCUGGAAGACCCCCCUCUUCGGCCCCUACUACCACGAGACGGGCUACAUCAACUGCGUAUCCGGCAAAGCCCCCGAGAAAGCCGUUGCAACCCUCGACAAGAACCGAUCCUCAGUCGAAGCCCAUCCCGGCCUCAGAGACGGCGUCAAGUCCCUGAGCUCCCCAGACGAGUUCCGAAAGUAUGCCUGGCAGCUCAUCGGUCCCCUCGAGGGCUUCAAGGGCUACUUCAACAAGACGGCCGGGUACGGACACUCGGGAAAUGCUCUAAAGGCCGUUUAUAACCACUGCGCCACCAAGGGUGUCAGAUUCAUCCUGGGUGAGCAAGCUGGCAAGGUCACCUCGCUGUCCUAUGACGGCUCCCGCUGCACUGGUCUUGAGACUGCCGAUGGCCGCAAGCACUCGGCUGCUCUGACAAUUUGCGCUCUCGGGGCUAAUGGAGCAUCUCUCGUCCCCUCGCUGGGCAAGUUCACCGUCGCCAGGUCUUGGUCCGUCGCCCACGUCCAGCUCACCCAGGAAGAAUGCGACCUUCUCCGAGGUAUCCCCGUCACCAACGUAAGAGAUCUCGGCUUCUUUUUCGAGCCUGAUCCAGCCACAAAACUCUUCAAGCUGUGCCCCCUCGGCGCUGGCUUCACCAACACCCAGAACGGAAUCUCUCUCCCUCCUGAAACCCCCUCAUCUGGUCCUCUGCAAGAUUUCAUCCCCUACGAGGAUGAGCAGAAGCUACGCCAACUCUUACGGGAGACGAUUCCGUGGAUGGCUGAUCGUCCUUUUGUCGACCGCAAGUUGUGCUGGUUCAACGAUAGCAAGGAUAGCGAGUAUCUCAUCGACUUUGUGCCUGGCACUGACAAGAGUCUCGUGGUUCUCUCCGGAGACAGCGGCCACGGCUUCAAGAUGAUGCCCAUCUUUGGAAAGUGGGUGCUGGAUCUUGUCAACAACGGCAAACAGAAGCUACAGCGUUGGCAGUGGAAGGACGGUGAGCAAACCGGCUGGGGCAACGAGGUGAGCUGGAGAGUGGGCACGGCUAAGGAGUUGCACGAACUCGAGGAGGAGAGCAAGAGAAUACUCAAAGCCCGUCUGUAA
Messenger RNA from Fusarium vanettenii 77-13-4, 1296 nucleotides. RefSeq lists its product as uncharacterized. NCBI's taxonomy places the organism in Eukaryota, Fungi, Ascomycota, Sordariomycetes, Hypocreales, Nectriaceae. Gene Ontology annotation, molecular function: sarcosine oxidase activity; saccharopine oxidase activity; flavin adenine dinucleotide binding. The coding region runs from base 1 to 1296 and encodes 431 amino acids. The record is from RefSeq and is a predicted model, not a curated record. The transcript is spliced from 2 exons.